CAAAAAUUGAUCCAACCUGGCAGGUUCCUUUGACUCAGACAGAAGCGAYCACCAUGGYAGGUGUGAAGCAUGGRGCCGUGGAUAGAUUUCAAUCACGUUGUUGUGUUAAGGGAGCGCGGUCAAUUUUUUCCAUAUGUCUUGAUUUUAGAUAUACUACUAUACGGAAUUCAGGGCUAUAGUGCUGAAAGGAUACCAUGAGCUACAGCCAUCUUUGUUUGCUUUUGAUGUUGAUACCCGACUUAACAGGUGCAGACGUAACAUUGCAUUUUGUUGGUGAUGUAAGUUUUGACACCGCUGUACACUAUUACCACAAGCAUGGUCAUUGCUCCUAUAACAAUAGCUUUGUAAAUGUAGCCGCUCUGUUAAAGCAGUCAGAUCUUGUAAUAGGAAAUCUCGAAAACCCUUUUGUACGCUACGAUCUGCGUAAAGAUGCUCUGGUAGGGCCAUUUACUACUUUAUUGAGUGCUGAACCUGAUAGCGUGGAAGCUUUGACGUUUGCUGGUUUUAACUUGAUGUCUUUAGCAAACAACCACCUGGAUGACUACAAAACAAAGCCAAUCAACCAUACAGUAGAGCUGCUGCUGGAACAAGGUAUUCUGCCCUUUGGUUAUAACUUGGGAACUCUUUGUAACGAAGAACCACAAACUCCAGUAACAGCCGAGGUGUAUGGUAUCAAGAUUGGCUUUCUUGGAUACUGCUCUACAUAUCGCUCUGAACUGGACUCCGAAGGCCACAUUUUCUUCCAUUGUAUCGAGAAACGAAGAGGUCUGGACGUUGGGCCUGCUAUUUACACAGAUGAAGUUGCAACAAGAGAUGUCAACAACCUUAAGGCCAAGGUGGAUGUCAUAGUCGUCUACAUGCACUGGGGAACCAUGUUCUUUCCCACACCUUCAGCACGACAACAAUGUCAAGCAGCACAUCUGCAAUCUCUUGGUGUCCAUAUUGUGAUUGGAAGCCAUCCCCAUGUACUACAAGGACACACCCUUAAAGAGGACWCCCUCGUUGCAUACAGUUUGGGAAAUUUCUUAUUUGGACCUAAAGGAAGAAAUUUGCCAUUUUACUAUAACGGAAAUCCCCCCAUGGAAGUUGUUCGUGAGUUUGAAAACUACAUGUCGACCGAAGGAAUGAGUGACAAUUCAUUAGAGUCACGUAUUCUUCGUGUGGAAAUUAACAAGAAAGGAGUUGUACGUGCUUCCUAUCUGCCACUAAGAAUAUUACAGGACCCAAAGACAAAAUGUAUUCAGCCCACACCAGCCAUGGAUGUCAAGUGGAUUGCAAUUUGCGAAGAUGGAGAUCAAGCUUGUGCAGAUAUUGCUACUUUGCAUUUCGUUGGUGAUGUAWGUUUUGAUAGUGCAGUUAAGUAUUACCACAAGCAUGGCUCGUGCUCCUACAACAAUACCUUUGAAAAUGUAGCAGCCGUGUUGAAGCGAUCAGAUCUGGUGAUAGGAAACCUAGAAAACCCCUUUGUACGCGAGGAUUUACGAAAGGAUGCUCUGAUAGGUUUUAACACUYUAUUGAGUGCUGAUCCAGACAGCGUGGAAGCUUUGAAGUUUGCUGGUUUUAACUUGAUGUCUUUGGCAAACAACCACCUGGAUGACUACAAAACAAAGCCAAUCAACCAUACAGUAGAGCUGCUGCUAGAACAAGGUAUUCUGCCCUUUGGUUAUGACAUUGGUAGCCUUGGUAACGAGGAACCACAAAUUCCAGUAACAGCCGAGCUGUACGGUAUCAAGAUUGGUUUUCUUGGAUACUGCUCUACUUAUCGUCCUGAGCGGGACUCUGAAGGGCGUAUUUUCUUUCAUUGUGUCGAGAAACGAAGAAGUCUGGACGCUGGGCCUGCUGUUUACACAGAUGAAGCUGCAACAAGAGAUGUCAACAAUCUUAAAUCCAAGGUGGAUAUAAUAGUCGUCUUAAUGCAUUGGGGUACUAUGCUCAAUGGCACGCCCUCACAGCGACAACAACGACAAGCAGAACAUCUAAAGUCACUUGGUGUCCAUGUUGUGAUUGGAAGCCACCCCCAUGUUCUUGGGGGACACACCUUUGACGGAAACAGACUUGUUGCAUAUAGUUUGGGAAAUUUCUUGUUUGCACCGAAAGAAAAAAACGCGUGGUUCUACUACAAUCGCAGCCCACCAAUGACGUGYGUACGCAAGUUUGAAAACUACAUGGCAACAGAUGGGAAGAAUGACGAGACRCUUCAAUCACGUAUUCUUCGCGUUGAACUUAAUAAGAAAGGAGUUGUACGCGCGUCUUACCUGCCUCUACGAAUCGUACAGAACCCAAARACCAAGUGUCUGCAGCCAACACCAGUAUUAGAUGCCAAGUGGAUUUCAGUUUGUGAACAUGGUGACAAAGACUGCUUAAACUCAACUUAAACUGGAAUAACAUUCAAAUUCUGAAAUGGACAUUACUACAAAAAUGAGUUCUCUGUUUAACUCGCAUUGCUUUUCAUGACAUACUAAUUUAAAUUUUUAAAUUAAAUUUGUGAUGCAUGCACAUCAAUAAUCCGUAUUAUGAACAGUAAGCAGUAUAAACUCAUACAAGACCAAAUGGUUUACCACGUGUAGCACUAAAGGGAUUAUGAUUCUCAUACAUUAAAAGAAUUAUUCUUGUCUCA
Molecule: messenger RNA, 2617 nt
Organism: Exaiptasia diaphana
Lineage: Eukaryota; Metazoa; Cnidaria; Anthozoa; Actiniaria; Aiptasiidae
Exons: 13
Coding region: 195-2375 (726 amino acids)
Source: RefSeq, a predicted model, not a curated record